GUACAGUCUAGUUAACAUGUUUAGUAUCUGUCCCUGGAGAAAUGUACAGUCUAGUUAACAUGUUUAGUAUCUGUCCCUGGAUAAAUGUACAGUCUAGUUAACAUGUUUAGUAUCUGUCCCUGGAGAAAUGUUGUCAACGUCGUGUGUAUAGGUGGCAGGGAAGUCAGACGCAGGAGAGUAAAUGAAGUGUAGAUGGAGACUUUUAAUAAACGUCCAUGACAUGCUCCAAACACGAGAAAUAUACAUAUAUCAAAUAAAAAUGGGUACGAGGACCCGUCGCGCACCUAUACACCAAUCAAACAACAGUUGACAUAAAACAAUCUCUGACAAACACAUGAAGGGAAACAGAGGGUUAAAUACACAACAGGUAAUGAAUGGGAUUGGCAACAGGUGUGUGGGAAGACAAGACAAAACCAAUGGAAAAUGAAAAAUGGAUCGAUGAUGGCUAGAAGGCCGGUGAAGUCGACCGCAGAACACCGCCCGGACAAGGAGAGGCAACGACUUCGGUAGAAGUCGUGACAAAUGUAGUCUAGUUAACAUGUUUAGUAUCUGUCCCUGGAGAAAUGUACAGUCUAGUGAAACCACAAUGUUUGGUUAGUUACUGUAUGUUCAGUAUGUAUUUAUGCCUACAUGACUUGCAUACAAGUGAGCCUCCCUGUAGCAUGUAUUUCAUCAGAUGUUUUUGGACUUGGGCACUUUUCUUUCACCAUGCAUUUUGGAAAAAAACAAACAGUAUUUUUGAUUGACUUUUGAGUUUGUAGAUUCUUGUUGCACUGUGCAGACAGCCUUUCUUCCUCUCGGUCUCUGUGGGCUUUAAUCAGGAGUCAGUGAAAUGGUUUGAGGACAGAGGACAAUUGUUGCCCUGUCCUUUAGGGACAUUUAGCAACAUUAGCGCAUAUUGAUGGAUGGUACAGAUUUUAGCUUGACUGUCAGGUAAAGCCCUCUCAAUAAAGAGAAUGUCCAGAGAGUUAUUAUUCUAACUUAGCGUGGCUUCUUCACAGAGUACAUCACACAGACAUGGAUGAGCCUCAAAUUGUAUGAUCGAUGUGGGAACCAGAGCUUGAAGGCUUUUGCAAGUUAAAGCGCCCCUGAGUCUAAAGCAAAUAAGGGUUUAAACAGUCUCUCUCUCUCCGUUUAUCGCUUCUCUGCAGCAAUCUCCGUUGUAUAUCACUCCAAGGUCGACAGCUCGCCAGCCAGCCGCAUGGUAGUGUUGUGUUUAGGUGCAGGCAGCACACUUGUUUAUUCACACCAUUUAAUGCAUUGAAUUAAAGCCCAUUUCAGUAAGCUACUUCUCAUUCCAACUAUUGUCACAGGGAGAUUGACAGGCGACUCGAGGUGCUGCUGACACCUAGAACAGUAACUGACAGACUCUGGAGCCCACAAGGCAGCCCAUUCUCCUUUGGCCUGCAGAUUAAGAGUUCAUAAAGCCAGGAUGAAGAAUGUAUCUGUCCCUCAUGGUUGGAUGGACAGUAGUUCUUUGGGGUUUACAGAAGACUUACAGUCCGAAGUCGAUAGAGCUGCAGUUGGUGUUUAGGACCCUGACACACAGAUAAGAGAAGAGUAACAGAGAAGAGUAACCUGCAAUCGGAAUAGAGGGUCCUCCAGGCAAUUGCACUUGUACAAAACAAUACAUUAUGUUCCAUACAAGCCUGGCAUAAUUCUCUUUCACAUUGGAAGUAGGUAUCUCUCCAUGAUUUGUAAAUUAAACUGACAUUUGUUUAUUGCUGUAAAUACUUUGUCUGCUUCAUUUAGUUGAUUGAGGUUUACGAGAGAGCCUAAUCGGAAGUGAAAAGGACUAAUUUGAGCUUUGUCGUCCAUUGCAUUAAAAGAACAAUUAAAGCUGUAAUUCAGAUGUGUCCUCUGUGAGUGGUGUAGUUACUAAACACGACAGAUAUAGUUUUAAGAAGAUUUUUGUUGUGAAAGUAAAGUUUUCUGUUCACCUUCUUGUAUUUCACCUGAUAUUUCUACCACUUGUCUAACCCAGAGCCUUUAUUCCAAAUCUGAGGCGAAUGUAACCCUGUGACAUCAUCUUUUGGGCAAGAGUUAUGAUUUUUGUCUGUUGUGUGGCUAAAGUAUUGUUUGUUAAAUAAACACAAUUGUUUUUUUAUAUCAAUAAUACUUCAGGUGAUAAGCGACAAACCUGACAAAAUAAUAUAUUUAAAAAAAUGGGUUUAUACAUGUAGUUCUCCUUUAAAUGUACCAACCAUCCGUCUUACUUCUGUCUCCGCAGGUAAGCAGUAGAAUGGUGUCCGGGGAGGCAGGUGGGCACAGCUACCUGGUGGCGUGCUGGCAGCCCAUCCUGGUCCUAAUGCUGGGCACUGUCCUCUCCGGCUCCACCACCGGCUGCCCGUCCCGCUGUGAGUGUAACGCUCAGGAACGUUCCGUGGUGUGCCAUCGACGGAGGCUGGCCUCGUUUCCCGAGGGCAUCCCCAUCGAGACGAAACUACUGGACCUCAGCAAGAACCGUCUGAAAAGCCUGGGGCCUGAGGAGUUCAUCAACUACCCACAGCUGGAGGAGCUGCAGCUCAAUGAGAACAAUAUCUCUUCCAUGGAGCCCGGGGCUUUUAGCAACCUUGUCGGCUUGCGGACUCUGGGGCUGCGCAACAACCAGCUUAAGCUAAUCCAGUUGGGAGUGUUCACAGGCCUCAGCAACCUCACCCAGCUGGACAUUAGCGAGAACAGAAUUGUCAUCCUGCUGGACUACAUGUUCCAGGAGCUGUACAAUCUGAAGGCUCUGGAAGUCGGCGAUAACGACCUGGUGUUCAUCUCUCACCGAGCGUUCCACGGCCUCAGCAGCCUGGAACAGCUGACCAUGGAGCGCUGCAACCUGACCUCGGUGCCCACCGAGGCCCUGAGCCAUCUGCACAACCUGCUGUCGCUGCGACUACGCCACCUCACCGUCAAUGCUGUCAGGGAUUACUCCUUCAAGAGGCUUGACCGCCUGAAGGUGUUAGAGAUCUCCUACUGGCCCUACCUGGACACCAUGACCUCCAAAUGCCUGUACGGCCUCAACAUCACCUCCCUGACCAUCACAAACUGUAACCUCACCGCCAUCCCUUACCAGGCCAUUCGACACCUUGGGCACCUUCUCUUUCUCAACUUGUCUUUUAAUCCCAUUCACACGGUGGAGGGGAACAAGCUGCACAAUCUGCUGAGGCUUCAGGCCUUCCACUUGGUAGGAGGGAGAUUAGCCACAAUUGAGCCCUACUCCUUCCGGGGCUUGAACCACCUCCGAGUCCUCAACGUAUCCAGCAAUAGCCUGAACACCCUGGAGGAAUCCGUCUUUCACUCCGUGGGGAACCUGGAGACCCUGGCACUGUACGAUAACCCACUGGCCUGCGACUGCCGACUGCUCUGGGUCUUCCGCCGCCGCUGGAGGCUCAACUUCAACCGGCAGCAGCCUUCCUGCUCUUUGCCCGAGGCCGUGCAGGGCAAGGAGUUCAAAGACUUCCCAGACAUCCUCCCCUCCGAUUCCUUCACCUGCCAGAAGUCCAGGAUACAAGACCACAAGGCAUUGCAGAGGCACGUGGACGAAGGCACAACGGUCCAUUACACAUGCCAGGCGGACGGCGACCCAGCCCCCGUGAUCAUGUGGCUGUCCCCCAAGAAGCAGUUCAUCACCACCAAGUCCGUGGGGCGUCUCAGCGUGUCCCCCGAGGGCACGCUAGAGGUGCGCUACGCCCAGAUCCAGGACAACGGUACCUACCUGUGCAUCGCCAGCAAUGCAGCAGGGAAUGACACCAAGCCUGCCCACCUGCAUGUGCACAGCUACUCGCCCAACUGGCCGCACCAGCCCAACAAGACGUUUGCUUUCAUCUCCAACCAGCCCAGCGAGGACGGGGCCAACGGGACCCUGGCCCAGGUUCCCUUCCCGUUCGACGUGAAGACUCUGAUCAUCGCCACCACCAUGGGAUUUAUAUCGUUCCUCGGCGUCGUCCUCUUCUGUCUCGUCAUCCUCUUCCUCUGGAGCAGAGGAAAAGGCAACGUCAAGCCAAACAUAGAGAUUGAGUAUGUACCCCGUAAGGUGGAGGCAGGUGAGAGUAGUCCAACCGGCGAUGCGCCGCGUAAAUUCAACAUGAAAAUGAUGUGAGACUCAAGCUUACUGACUUCAAAAUGAGGUGUGGACACACUAUAUUCUCUUUAAAUAUAUGUGGAAUUUAUGACAGAUAGACAUCUUGAUACUAUACCCAAGACUGUUUUACCUUCAGGGACUGAAUCUUAAACAGCGAGUGUUGGAUUUAAAAGUAUUCAAAUCUCUGUGCAUUUUUAUGGGCAAUAGUCAUUGAGAAAAUAAGCCAGAAUAAGCCAGUCAUGUUUUAUGCUCCUUUCAACCUGAAAAUGGAGAUUGUCUUUAUCUAGUCUUUUGAUUGUUUUUUUUUCUCUGUAUCUUGUUCUUCUUACCAUGUACAACGAGCAAAGGAAUGGUCGCAAUACCACUUAAAGGGGUAGUUCACAAAAAUACUGAAAUUGACAGCAGCAACGGUAAGAGGAAUAUCAUGUCAAUUUGUUUGAACUACACCUUUAAUGGUUAUGGGUUUUGAGCAUAUUACUGUAUUACGAGCAGGCGCAAUUCAAGCAAUGUACGUACAGUGCAUUCAGAAAGUAUUCAGACCCCCUUGACUUUUUCCAAAUGUUGUUACGUUACAGCCUUAUUCUAAAAUUGAUUAAAGUUUGUAUUAACUCAUCAAUGUACACACAACACCCGAUAAUAACAAAACAAAAACAGGUUUUCAGACCCUUUAGUCAGUAAACACCGGGAUUUGGGGAGUUUUCCCCAUUCUUCUCUGCAGAUCCUCUCAAGCUCUGUCAGGUUGGAAUGGGAGCGUCGCUGCACAGCUAUUUUCAGGUCUCUCCAGAGAUGUUUGAUGGGGUUCAAGUCCGGGCUUUGGCUGGGCCACUCAAGGACAUUCUGAGACUUGUCCUGAAACCACUCCUGCGUUGUCUUUGCUGUGUGCUUAGGGACAUUAUCCUGUUGGAAGGUGAACCUUCGCCCCAGUCUAGGUCCUGAAUGCUCUGGAGCAGGUUUUCAUCAAGGAUCUCUCUGUACUUUGCUCCGUUCAUCAAUGCCUCGAUCCUGAUUAGUCUCCCAGUCCCUGCUGCUGAAAAAAAUCCCCACAGCAUGAUGCUGCCACCACCAUGCUUCACCGUAGGGAUGGUGCCAGGUUUCCUCCACACGUGACGCUUGCCAUUCAGGCCAAAGCGAGUGUUUAGGUGCCUUUGGCAAACUCGAAGUCGGCUGGCAUGUGCCUUUUACUGAGAAGUGACUUCUGUCUGGCCACUCUACCAUAAAGGCCUGAUUGGUGGAGUGCUGCACAGAUGGUUGUCCUUCUGGAAGGUUCUCCCAUCUCCACAGAGGAACUCUGUCAGUGUCACGCCCUGACCAUAGAUUGCUUUGUAUGCUUCUAUUUUUUGUUUGGUCAGGGUGUGAUGUGGGUGGGCAUUCUAUGUUUGUAUGUCUAUGUUUUCUAUUUCUAUUGUGUUUGGCCUGGUAUGGUUCCCAAUCAGAGGCAGCUGUCAAUCGUUGUCUAUGAUUGAGAACCACACUUAGGUAGCCUGUUUUCCCACUUUGAGUUGUGGGUGGUUAUUUUCUGUUUAGUGUUUGUUAUACCUUUCAGAACUGUUUGUUGGUUGUUUUGUGGUUUUUGUUUGCGUGUUCAUUCUUUAUUAAAAGUAUUAUGGAUACGUACCAUGCUGCACUUUGGUCCUCCUCUCCUUCUCCCGACGACAAUCGUUACAGUCAGAGUGACCAUCGGGUUCUUGGUCACUUCCCUGACCAAGGCCCUUCUCCCCGAUUGCUCAGUUUGGCCGUGCGGCCAGCUCUAGGAAGAGUCUUGGUGGUGCAAAACCUCUUCCAUUUACGAAUAAUGGAGGCCACUGUGUUCUUGCAAUGCUGCAGAAAUGUUUUGGUAUCCUUCCCCAGAUCUGUGCCUUGACACAAUCCUGUCUCUGAGCUCUACGGACAAUUCCUUCGACCUCAUGGCUUGGUAUUUUGCUCUGACAUACACUGUCAACCAUGGGACCUUAUAUAGACAGGGUGAUGUCUUUCCAAAUCAUGUCCAAUCAAUUGAAUUUACCACAGGUUGACGACAAUCAAGAAACAUCUCAAGGAUGAUAAAUGGAAACAGGACGCAAAUCAUUUUUGGAAAUUUAAUACAUUUUCAAAAAAUUCUAAAAACCUGUUUUCGCUUUGUCAUUAUGGGGUAUUGUGUGUAGAUUGAUGAAGAACAUUUUUUAUUUAAUCCAUUUUAGAAUAAGGCUGUAACGUAACAAAACGUGGAAAAAGUCAAGAGGUCUGAAUACUUUUCGAAUGCACUUAAGAGAUAAAAGUAAGCUAGAAAGGCAUAGAACGGCAUAUUCUAAUUUGUAAAAAAAUAUAUAUAUAUUAUGCUUGACAAUCAUCAAAAUCACAAAGGUCAUUGGUAUAAAAUCACAGAAUAACUACAAUGUAAAAUAUCAGCAAUGAAGUUAGGGUCCUCUGAUGCCAUUUUGUCUACUGAGUGUGCAGUGGCUCAAAUCCUUUCCUAGCAAACUAGGAACAUUCUCUGAACAUUAGCUAAGAUUCCCCUUAAGUUCUAGUUCGGGUUUUAGGAUGAUAACAUCCCAAAAACAUAAAAAUAAUGUUUUUGAUAACAACAUUAUUUUGUACAAUAUUUUUUAUUUUUUAAUGAAAUAUCCUUGGAAUGUUCUCCUAACAUUCCCUAAAAUGGUGUGCACAACAUCUGUAAGAAACACCACAGAACAUUCCCCAAACGUUCACAUUAGGUUACCAGGUAAUGUAAUAACACAAUGUAGCAGUAACGUUUUUUACAACAUACUGCUGCAACAAAAUAUGAGAGCAACGUUCUUGGAAACUUCUUGCAAAAUGCAAAUGUUUUAUACAAACAUUGUAUAAUCAUCAGCACAAGUGGACCGUUUUUGUGUUAUGAGAACAUUUGCCGCAACCUAACAAACGUUCUGGGAACUUUCACAAAAUUAAUUUUGGUUUGCUGGGUUGUUUGUAUAAUCACAAACAUGCUUCAAAUGAUCAUUGUGAUAUUCAAUUUGAAUCCCUAUGUUGUUUUUGUUGUCAGUGUGUUCUCCUGUUAGCAGUGAUCAGGAACCAGUUGUUGUAAUACAGAUGAUGUGUUAACAGGGUUUUAUGUGGUGAAAUACAUUUUAUAGCCAUAGUCUGCUCUGAAAGUAAUGUGUUCAUAAACCCUUAAACCACUGGUUAUGAAAUAAUGGACGGAAUGAAAGCAUAUUAAAACAAUAAAGUUUUAUACAGUAA
Messenger RNA from Salvelinus fontinalis (brook trout), 7267 nucleotides. RefSeq names its product leucine-rich repeat and immunoglobulin-like domain-containing nogo receptor-interacting protein 1-B. The record is from RefSeq and is a predicted model, not a curated record. The coding region runs from base 2195 to 4090 and encodes 631 amino acids. The transcript has a single exon. Lineage: Eukaryota; Metazoa; Chordata; Actinopteri; Salmoniformes; Salmonidae. Gene Ontology annotation, molecular function: protein binding.